UGCAAUUGAAAAAUAAAAUUUAUAAAAAAAUGUUAAUAAUUUAGUUUUUGAGCCAUUAGAGGUGUUUAUGCUGGAUCACAAGAGUUUAAUCUAAUUAAAGGCAGUCUAUAGACCUCGAGUAUUGUGCUCAAUACCCGAGAAAAUGUUGAAAAACAAUCCAAAUACGAGAAAGAAGAUGCAGGUAUCGUUUGUGGUUCGAGAUGCUGAAGAGAAGCGUCAUAAAAGAGGUGUGAAUAGUUUACAACUGGAUCACAAUAAUGGACGAUUAUUUAGCUGUGGACGAGAUGCGAUAAUUAGAAUAUGGAAUACAAAUCAAGUGAAUAUGGAUAAUUCUUAUAUACAAUCAUUAGAACAUCAUAAUGAUUGGGUGAAUGAUAUAGUUCUCUGCUGUGGAGGACGUAAUUUAAUUAGUGCUAGUUGUGAUACAACUGUUAAAGUCUGGAAUGCUCAUAAAGGCUUCUGUAUGUCAACUCUUCGUACCCAUCGAGAUUAUGUGCAGGCAUUGGCUUAUGCAAAAGAUCGUGAACAAGUUGCCAGUGCUGGAUUGGACAAACAAAUUUUCUUAUGGGAUGUUAAUACAUUGACGGCAUUAACUGCAAGUAAUAAUACAGUAACAACUUCAUCAUUAACUGGAUCAAAACAUUCAAUUUAUGGAUUAGCGAUUAACAAUUCUGGGACGAUUAUUGCAAGUGGAAGUACUGAAGCUGUAAUAAGAUGUUGGGAUCCACGGACGUGUAAUAGACUAAUUAAGUUAAAAGGUCAUACAGAAAACAUAAAAUCAUUAGUAAUAUCAAGUGAUGGAAGUCAUAUCCUUAGCGGAAGUAGUGAUGGAACAAUCAAAUUGUGGAGUGUAGGACAACAGAGAUGUAUUCAAACAAUUCAAGUUCAUACUGAAGGAGUUUGGUGUCUAUUAGUCAAUGAAACGUUCACUCAUGUUAUAUCCGGAAGUCGUGAUAAGAAAGUUUUUAUGACUGAAAUUAGAAAUCCAUACAAUUCUGUCUUAGUUUGUGAAGAAAAGGCUCCAGUUUUGAAAAUGUGCUAUAAUAUAGACUAUUCGGGAAUUUGGACAACAACUUGGAAUUCGGAUAUAAAAAUGUGGAAGCUUCCAAAAGCCGAUAAGAUAUCUAAUCAAAAGAACUCCUCAAAUUUAUCGCUCAAUGAGCAGCAGCCAGUAGUUCCAGUUAAUACAAAUGAGGAGAAGUUAAUUAAGGGUGGUGCAGCAGUAGAAAAGUAUGUCGUGCUCAACGACAAGCGUUUUAUGGUGACUCGUGAUACUGAUCAAAAUGUGGCCAUUUAUGAUGUUUUGAAGGCAGUAAAGGUUGAAAGUCUCGGCAAAAUUGACUUUGAUGAAGUCGUUAAAUCUCGCAACAAAAUGGUUUACGUUCCAAAUUGGUUUACAGUCGACCUUAAAACGGGGAUGCCAACAAUAGUUUUAGGACAAGACGAAGUUGAUUGUUUUGCGGCGUGGGUUUCUGCGACAGAAGCAGGCUUGGGUGUUGGACAAACAGAAAAUGGAUCUGAUCCAAAAGUUAAUUAUGGUAGUCUUUUAUUGCAAGCACUCUUAGAAUAUUGGCCACAACCUAUGGUCGAAAUUGAUAAUGACAUUCGUGGAAAUGAAUAUUUCAAAGUUCCAAAACAUACGCCAAUUUUAUUUAGUGAGGUUGGUGGUCGAACAGGCUGUAGAUUAUUAGUAAGAGACGCAGCAGGAGAUACAGAAUCACAGCUAUUGCAUGAAGCAGUUCCAUCAUGGGUUGCAGACGUUGUGAUCGAUCGAAACAUUCCACGAUUUAUCAAGAUUCCAUUCUUCCUACUUCCUCAUCCAUUAAUGGUCAAACAAGAUCGAAUGAAAAAAGAUCGAUUAAUUGCCAAUGAGUUCAUUCAGUGCCGUAAAGUAUGUGAACAUGUUCUUGACAAGAUUCUCAUGGAAAAUCCAGCUCCAACGGGCGUUAAUUCUUCACAAAAUAACAGCGAUACAAGCGAAGGCUCACAAAUUCCAGCCGAAGAUAAAAUUGAAUUAUUAUGCAAUGAAAUUGUUUGUGAUCCAUCAAUGGAUCUGCGGACAGUUAAACAUUUUAUUUGGAAACAAUCGAGCGAUUUAACGUUUUAUUACAAGACGAAGCCAAACUUUAGUUAAGAUGAUAGUCAGUCAUUUCACAUACAUUAAAUUAAUGAAUUUAGGAUUCAUUUUGUCUUAAACAAUUCGCCUCAAUAAUAAUUAUAAUAUAAUUAAUUUAAAUAUAACAAGCCCCUUUUUCACAGAAACCUACCUACCUAUGUCAUGUACAUUUUAUGUUCUUUAACUUAAUUAUUUUUGAAUUCGACAAAUUAUUAUGCAUUUAUUAAAUGAAUAUUGAACAAAAAAAAAGAAAAGAAAUCAAAAACACAAUGGAUAGGCAUUAAACACAAUAGAAAUAGGAUGAAAACUGAAAAUUUAAGUUUGGGAAGAUCAUGUAUUUCCAAAAAUCUUGCGUCUUUAUUUAUUUUUGUGAUAUAUAGUAAAGAUUAUAAUCUAUUAAAUAAUGUAAUAAAUAAACAUUAA
Messenger RNA from Chironomus riparius, 2539 nucleotides. NCBI's taxonomy places the organism in Eukaryota, Metazoa, Arthropoda, Insecta, Diptera, Chironomidae. The record is from the annotation of a GenBank genome assembly.